This is a messenger RNA of Cyanistes caeruleus (blue tit), 6290 nucleotides long. The record is from RefSeq and is a predicted model, not a curated record. NCBI's taxonomy places the organism in Eukaryota, Metazoa, Chordata, Aves, Passeriformes, Paridae.
GUGAGCCCUGACCCCUUCCAGGCUCUGGGGACCCAUGGACAGGCUCGGUCCUGCUGCAGGCACGGGUGGCACGGGCAGUGUCCCACCUGGCACCUCCUGUGGCACAUCCCACGGGCACCUCUCGGGCAGGGGGAAUCCUGCCGGGGAUCCGGACGCCUCUGCCCACCCUCCGUGUUCCCCAGGUGAGGAGUGUGAGUCCUGCUGGCCCCGCUCCCCCGAGCUCCUGCCCCACUGGGACCGCCUGCACCGCCGGGGACAAUGGUGGUGGGACACGACCACGGCACCAGGGACCCGUCCCCAGGGAAUGGCAGCAGGGAAGGCUGGGGUGACAGAGCAGAGCAGCCCUGAGGCAGGACACGGCUCCCCGGACCCCUCUGUGGUGCUGCUCCCUCUCAGGCACAGCUUUCUGCCAGAGCUCUCACUCUCCUUCUCCGUGGAGAGCCGCUCCUCCCGGUGCCGCAAUCCCCAGCUCCAGGAAGCUGCCAGGAAGAAGCUGUGGGCUCUGGAGAGCGAUGACAGGGAUGUCUGUGCCCUGUUCAAGGAGCUGUCAGCCAGGCUGGUCUGUAUGCAGGCACACGAGGAUCGCUUCCUCCUCACCUUCAAAACCCUGGAGGAAGUCUGGAAGUUUUCCACGUAUCUGACUUUAGGGUACGUGGGCACCUGCCUGGAGCAGCUGCUCUUUGCCCAGGAGUUCUGGCUGGACUGUGCCCUGGUGGAGGACACAGAGCUCAGGGUCAGCGUGGAUGAAGAGCACCUGGCCACCAUCUACAUGGAUCUGCUCCUCCAGGAAGGGAACUUUUUCUGCAGGGCAGUGCCUGGAGCCUGGAAGUCAGAGCAGGAGGGAGAGGAGAGUCUGCAGCUCUGCAGGAAUGAGCUGAUCCAUGUGAAGAGUGUAGGACAGGAUUCCAAGUGGGAAGGGAUGUCCCUGCUGACGGGACAGCGAGGCGUGGUGCCCGUGACAGCUCUGGAGCCAAUACCUCACCCCUUUUACCAGUGGUUCCUGAAGAAUUAUGCUGUGAGUUUUGGCCUCUCCCAGGAGAUCAGUGGGACGAGCUCUCAGGCCAUUGUCAAAGGCAGGUGCAUCGCCACCGAGGACCACAGAGGAGCAGCGUGGGAUGAGCUGAGCUUCUCCAAAGGAGACCCCAUAGAAAUCAUCGGUUUCUUCAUCCCUGGGCUGCCCUGGUUUGUGGGCAAAUCCCUCAGCACCAGGAGCAUUGGCUUCGUCCCCACCCGACACGUAAAUCCCGAGCCCUGCCAACCUCUGGGAAAGGGCUUUGUGUUUCUGAGUGAAGAGGAGAAGUCCCCAGUGCUGCACAUCCCCUGCAAUGGUGACGAGCAGCACUUUGCCACCCUCCUGGGGGACCUGGCACACACUGACAUCACCUCUGUCUACAGGUUGGCUGGUUUUGAACCCACAGCCGUGUUCCCACAAGUGCCACAGGAGGCUGCUCUCCAUGGCAGUAAAGAAAUCCAAGUGCUCCAGUCUUGGGAGGAAAUCAAUGACUGGGCUACCAGCAGCACCUCAGAGCUGUCCAGCCCAGGCAGUGAAACAGCCGCUGCCACACUGGAAGAUGUUCUCCUGGAGAAGCUGGAUGACUUGGACUACCCCAAAUUCUUCAUUGACCUCAACACUGGACACAUGGAGGAUGCUGAUAUCUUUGAUCCUAUAUUGACCUUCCUCAACCAAGACAGCUUCGUGCCCAGUUUCCAAAGCUUUUAUGAUCUCAGCUUUUCCUUUCUGCAGUCCACUUUUUAUGGCUUCUCUGAUGAGGAUGAACUGGUUCUGUACCUGGAGACUUCCCGGAACUGGGCCAAGAGGACUCGUUCGGUUUGGGCUCACGUCAGGCUCUGUUUCCUCCUGGGCAAGCUCUGCAUCAAAAAGCUCAAGUUGUCCCAGGCUCGGGUGUACUUUGAGGAGGCCAUGAGUGUCCUGGACAGGGGCUUUGGGGACCUGCCCCUGCUGGCAGCGCUGCACGUGAGCCUCGCCUCCGUCUACCUGAAGCAGAACAUGAAGCACAAGUUCUCCUCCCUGCUGGGGAAGACGCUGACCUUGCUCGUGUGCCUUCCUGGCCGCUCCUUCAGCUCAGAGAGCGAGCUGGAGCUCCUGACGUACAUCCUGAGGGAAUCCAUCGCUGUGGGCAACGCUCCGCUGGAGGCCCGCGUCUGCUUCCUCAUUGUCAAGCUCUUCCUGCAGCUGGGCAGAACCGAGGAGGUGCUGCCCUUUCUGGAGCAUCUCCAAUGUCUCAGCACCACCUGGCUCAGCCCAGGCUCCCGUGGGCCACUGGAUGCUGCUGCCACCUUGGGCUACCUCUAUGACAAGAAGUGCCUGCCAAACCUCGCACUGGCCUCUGUCAGGUCCUUUGCUCCCAGCAGCACCAAGGGGACACCGACCCCCAUCUGGAGAGCUGGCUUCAUCCUCCAAAACGCUCCCAAACUCCUGGGGAAGCAGCUGGACAGGAGCAGCAUCCCAGCGCUGGCUUGUCUGUACCUCAAGCAAGCGCUGCAGUUCUGCUGCGAGAGCAGGGCCGUGCCCAUGCAGAGGACGCUCUGCGCCGUGCUGUGCAGGACGUACCUGCAGCACGGGCUGCUGGACGGGGCUGUUUGCUAUUCAGCCAGAGCUGCAGCCCUGGGCAGGCUGCUGGGGGAGGAGGAGGCUUUUGAGUCCUCGCUGUCCUUGGGGUGGAUGCACCUCCUGCAGCAGCGGCCGGGCCCGGCUGGGGACAUCCUGCGGCAGCUGCUGCGCUCCCUGCGCGGCACCGCCAGCGAGACCCAGCCCGGGGCCGUGCACAACCUCCUGGCCAUGGCCCUCGGGGCCCAGGGACACGUUCAGGAGGCUGCAGAGAACUUCCUGAGGGCCCUGCACAAGGCCAAGGAGACGGGGAACAGGAGGAACCAGGCCGUGGCCCUGGCUAACCUGGGCCAGCUGAGCCUCUCGUGUGGGGCCGCCCAGCUGGCCGAGCUCUACCUGCUGUGGUCGGUCCGGCUCUAUGCCGAGCUCCAGGGACACCAAGAGCCGGACCUGGAGCUGGCACAGGUGCUGCUGUGGCUGGCACAGGCCAUGGUGGACAGGCAGAGGAUGGAAGAUGCCAAACUCUGCUAUGAACUGGCGCUGGGGUUUGCCCUGAAGUGGCAGAACCUGAGGAGUCAGCUGCACGUCACGGAGCGUCUGUGCCAUUUCUGCAGCAGAGUGUGCCCCGACCUGCAGGCCUGCAUCGCCUACCACGAGCACUGGGCGUCCCUGGCACGGCAGCUGCAGGACAGGGAGCUGGAGGGCAAUGCCAGGCAGGCCCUCAGCCUGCUCUACCAGGCUUUGGGCACACCUGAGGCUUUGAGACAAUCCCUGGACUGCACCAAGCAGAGCCUGAGGAUCUUCAUCGACCUCGAGGAGGCUGUGAAGGCAGCAGAGGCCUGGCUGCAGGCAGGAAAACUCUAUUAUCUUCUACAGGAGGAUGAGCUGGUGGAAAUGUACUUCCAGGGAGGUGCUGUGCCCUUGGCCAGGAAACUCAAGGCCACCCAGACAGAGCUGCGGCUGUUCAAUAAACUGGCAGAGCUGCAGAUCAGCCUGCAGGGCUACGAGAAGGCUCUGGAGUUUGCCACGCUGGCAGCCAGGCUCAGCCUCAGGGUCGGGGAUCAUCUGCAGGAGCUGGUUGCCUUCCACCGCCUGGCCACAGCCUAUGACUUGCUGCACAUGUACGAGAUGGCCGAGGAUUGCUACCUGAAGACCCUGGCCAUGCGUCCCCCCGUGCUGCAGAGCUCAGCAGAAGCUCUGUACUACUGCAAGGUCUACUGGCACCUGGGCAACCUGGCUCUGCACAAGCUGCAGGAUGAACAGGACGCAGCCUCCUACUUCCUGCUGGCCCUCGCCGCAGCCGCCGAGCUGGGAGACCGGGAGCUGCAAGCCCUGCUCCGUGCCAAGCUGGGUGCCAUCCCUGGAGCCCCAGGGGGACCUGAGGGCACCCCAGGCUGUGCCACGGAGCGGCCCCGGUGGCUGAGCGAAGGUGGCCACGUGGUGUGACCCAUCUGCCACCCUGGGGACACCAGUGGGAGCCGUCAGCAGCAAGGUCCGUGUGCUCUCCAGAACCGGCCCAGGAGAGGUCCUUCACCGCAUCCUGAAGAGCUGGAAGGGUUUGGGCUCCUCAUCCCAAGCACUUGGGAUCCUGCCCUCGUUUUUCAGGAGCAGGGCUGUGCCUGCAGAGGAGGUGGCACAGCCAGGGCAGGAUGAGGGCCCAGCAGCAGGGCUGGAGCUGGUGGUGCAGCAGGGCUGAGCUCCUGGGAGGUUUCACAAGCAGGAUGGGGACUGGGGAGUGCUGCCAUGUGCCUGCUUGUCCCCACACCUUGGAGCAGCUCAGCCCAACCCAAACGUGUUUGAGACAGCAGCUCCUUUAUUUAUGCCUGGUUGUUAUCCUCUCCUGCCCCGCGAGGUCUGUGAUGGAAUCUCUCUCCUGUAAAAAGCACCACCAAAGCUUUUGGCAGUGAGACUCAGAAUUAGGGAAGUGAGGAGGAAUAAAGGGGCUGCUCCAGCCUCAUCUGGGGUCAAAAACCCCCAGCAGAGCCCACCCUCACCCAGCCCUGCCCUCAAGCUCCGGGUCCAGAGCAGGAGCACAGGAGCAGAGCGCCGGAGCGGGGAGCUGCCGGAGUCCCCAUCCCUGUGAUGUGGCAUUUGGGGACACGGUUUAGCGGCGGGGAAUGGUCGGGCUCGAUGAUCUGAGGGAUUUUCCAGCCCGAUGUUCUCCCGGGCACACGGCAGGAAUGUGCAUCUCUGCCACCAGAGAGCAAUAAAUGCCCAUUUUUACAGCGAGAGCGGCUUCCCUGCGAGCCCCGGGCUCGGCUCUCACUCCGGGCUGGAGGACAGGGAAGAAGGAGAGGUUUUCCCGGCUGAUCGCUUUGCUUUGACAACCUGUGGCCAUCUGGGGCUUCACAGGCAGAGCUUGCUCCCAGUUCCUCCACCUCCCUGCCCGUGCUGCCCUGCCUGAGAUUGUUAAAUGCAGAAUAUUUAUUUCCUCCCUGCUCUCUGCAAACGCCGGCUUCAGCUUCCUCUUCCAAUCCCUCCGAGGGCGUUUGUCACCGGGGCAAUGAUUAUUUACCUCUUGUUUACCGAGUUCCUGCCGGGCAGCCUCAGAGCCCAGCCCAGAGGAGGGAAAUCUUCAUCCUGGGUGAAACCCAGCGAGCUCAGGGCUCCCCAAAACCUCCCUGCCCACCCCAGUGCGCUGCCGGAGCUCGCUGCAGGUGCUUGGUGCUCACCACACCAGGGCAGGGUAUUUUCUGUAGAUUUUCAGCCAGUUCCCAUUUUCCUUUUGGUCUAGAUGGUUUUUAAGGACCAUUCCAAUCAUUCCAACCCCUUACCAUCCUCUGGGUCUUUUCACACACGGGGAGAAGCACGAUCCCACAUCUUUGCGCCAGGAGGAAGAUGGACAGCUGGAAAUCAGGCUGUGGAGAGGAGCUGGGAUGGAUCUGGAAGCCCUGAGGGCUUUGUUCAAACACCCAGGCUCAGUGUCUGAGCUGGCCUAACUCAGCCGAGCUCCAGGAGUCCAUCAGAGAUGUUCUGAUUUGCAGGGACUCUGGAACUGCUUUGAAACCAGAUGUGUCCUCCUUAAAUCACAACAAAACAAAUUUGUGGUGUCUGCAGGGGGAAAAAAUCUUCCUCCUUGGGAGCAUCCUAUAAAAUAUCAUUUUCCCUCUCCCUCAUCUGCCUGUUCAGGGUGGCCAGGAUGAGCUCAGGGUGGCCAGGGCUGAUUAAAAUUCAUAAUACAGUGAAUUUUAAAGCUGUUGUUUGUGUCUACCAAGUCCUGGGUUGGUGCCCAAGGAAAAAUGAGGAUAUUCCAUCCCUCCAGCCACCAGUUUUGUGGGCAGAGAAAUUUGGGGACUUUGUGCCAGAGGAGGUCACCAGGUGGUGGCUCAGCUCCUGGAGCUCCUGUCAUCCUCCCCCUGCCCAGGAUGGGGAUGUUGUCCCUCACUCCUGGGGCAUUUUUUGGGACACAGCAGGAGGGGCACAGGCUGUGCUGCUGCUCCAGGAGAAGGCUCCAGGGAGAGCUCCACAGGAAUUCUCCACAGAAAUUCUCCCAGGAAUGUGGGAACACAGGGAUUAUCCUGGAAAAGCUGGAUAAUUAUCCUGGAGGAAUUAUCCUGGAGAAGGCUGCAGGAAGAGAAGCAAGGGAACACAAGAAUUAUCCUGGAGAAGCUGGAUAAUUAUCCUGGAGGAAUUAUCCUGGAGAAGGCUGCAGGAAGAGAAGGUAGGGAACGCAAGAAUUAUCCUGCAGAAGGCAUUGACCACCAGUGUCCUCCAUUUCUGA